GAUAGAAAGACGACCAAUACUGCCAGUACAGUGUGAUGCAGAUAAUAUUGAUAAUAAAUUCCCGCCAUACUAGAUAUCUCCUGUUAAUGAAACUGUAUUAACUUAUUCCUGUUCAAAUUACUUAUGCCGAAAAUUGGCGACACGUGUUAAUGAUUGGCUUCUGACAUUUAAUGUGCACCAUUAGAAUGAUGGAGAGAAGACUGAGGGGUAAUGGUUGGCUUUCGACGGGUUUUUUUUUUGAGGUUAUGCGUUAAGGAGAUACCGCGUUUCACAUAGAUUAGGAGAAAAUACGCGAUAUGAACACGAGGUUAUAAGUGCUGCGGAUAAAUCUAGCAAUGUAAGGAUUUCUCUCAGAUCUCAGGGUCAAUAGCUUAAUCAAGAGCUCGCGCACAGUGUGGCGACCGUCUUGGAACCGAUCAAUCGAAACUCAGAUCAAACACAACAUAAGCACCCUACUUUUCUCCAUAACUCUGUCUAAUCAUUCGAGCGUAGCCGCUAAUUUUCAUAUUUGGCUGAAGUUUUCAAUGCGCGUUAACCAUGAGGUUGAUAAACAAGUUGUUACAAUUAAUGGUGAUGUUUUCCUGCAUUUUUCUACGCGUCAGAGGUGAUAAUGAUGACUGCACGUGUGGAAGAAGAUUAAACAGGGAAGCAAAUGGGAAUAAUUUUAUUGAUAAUGAAAAUUGUCCUGAUUCCGGAAGUGUACCAGUUGACAAAAGGAAUGAAAAAUAUAAGGGAGACUCUGUACUUGACGCUCUUCCCAAUGAAAUGAUUCUGAUUGAAGGUGGAGUUUAUUCGAUAGGAACUGAUAACCCAAUUCUUGUGGUCGAUGGAGAGGGACCGAAAAGGCGGGUAGUUCUGGAUAACUUCUACAUGGACAAAUAUGAAGUUAGUAAUAGGAACUUUGAAAUUUUCGUUGAGGCGACGGGAUAUAGGACUGAAGCUGAAAAGUUUGGAAACUCCUUCGUGUUUGAAGGAUUGCUGAGCGAAGGGGUGAAGGAGGGGAUUGCGGAGGCUGUGGCUCAGGCUCCUUGGUGGCUGCCGGUUGUUAAGGCCGACUGGAGACAUCCCGAGGGAGUCGAUUCCACUAUUCAAGAUAGAAUGGAUCACCCAGUAAUUCACGUAUCGUGGAAUGAUGCAUCAGCAUUCUGCAAAUGGGCAGGUAAAAGGCUGCCGACCGAAGCAGAAUGGGAAGUAGCCUGCAGGGGUGGACUUAAUGAGCGGCUCUACCCCUGGGGCAAUAAACUUAUGCCGAAUCACAAGCAUAGAAUCAAUAUUUGGCAAGGGGAAUUCCCACACAACAAUACAGCUGAGGAUGGCUAUAAGGGAACGGCUCCAAUCAAUGAAUACCCAAGCAAUGGCUAUGGGCUUCAUAACAUGGCUGGAAACGUCUGGGAAUGGACAUCGGACUGGUGGAACACGAGACACUCCAAAGACCAAUCAAACAAUCCUGUUGGACCUUCCUCAGGCAGCGACAAGGUCAAGAAAGGAGGAUCUUACCUCUGCCAUGAGAGCUACUGCUUCAGGUACAGAUGCGCUGCUAGGAGCCAAAACACUCCAGACACUUCCGCUGGCAAUCUCGGUUUCAGAUGCGCUACUAGUUCUUUGUAACACUUUUUUCAAUAAUUUUUCAAUGUCAAUCACAAUUUAAAAAUCAUUUCAUAAGGCAUAAGAAGUUUCAUUUUGUUUAUUACUGCUGCAGGUAUUAAAAUUGGUAGUAACAUCCUCGAA
Molecule: messenger RNA, 1728 nt
Organism: Fopius arisanus
Lineage: Eukaryota; Metazoa; Arthropoda; Insecta; Hymenoptera; Braconidae
Product: sulfatase-modifying factor 1
Exons: 5
Coding region: 538-1608 (356 amino acids)
Cellular component (GO): endoplasmic reticulum
Source: RefSeq, a predicted model, not a curated record